Messenger RNA from Plodia interpunctella (Indianmeal moth), 2613 nucleotides. RefSeq lists its product as uncharacterized. The record is from RefSeq and is a predicted model, not a curated record. Bases 462 to 2534 code for a protein of 690 amino acids. The transcript has 19 exons. Lineage: Eukaryota; Metazoa; Arthropoda; Insecta; Lepidoptera; Pyralidae.
GUGUGUCAAUAAACACAAUAUUGAUGUUUGCUCAAAAACAUCAACAAAAAACACAAAAAAAAAGCAAAAAAAAAAAGUAAAAUACUUUUAGUUUGUUACAAUUUAUUUUCAAGUCUAUAUGAAACUCACUGAAAGAGACCAAUCAUAUUGAGACAAGAGCUUUUACUCCCACUGAUUACAAGAAAUUCGACAUUUUUUUUGUAACUAUCACAGGACACAAUGCGUUGAAAAGGUCGACCUGUAGCUAAGAAUCUGCGCCACACACCGGGUGCGUUCAGAUAAGAACCAAAAUACCUGCAGAUUUGUACUUGAACUGUCAAAAGUGUAUGAAAACAGAGAAAUCACGUGAUUUUAAGCAUACAGCAUACUCUAUCUCACGCCUCCAGCCUCCGGGAAACCUGACAUCCACUUAAUUAAGAUAACGGACACGCAUUUCGCUCACUUUCAUCGCAAAAAACGAUAUGCCUUCUGCGACUCAGCGAUCAGUUUCCGAGGCAUUAGAUGUAAUAAAAGAAGAACAAGGUUCACACCAUUCCUCUGUCAACAUAAACAAUGUUAAAUCUGAGUGUGAGGAGUGUGUGUGUACGCAACUACCGUCUGUGUCGGCGGCGCAGGCGCCGCCGCCUGAAGACAUGGUCAAGAUGGCUGAAGUCGAAAAAAUGUUGAAAGAAAAAGAUGCAACGCUACGGAAGCAAUACGAACAGGAUUUGAAGGAUCAGAUUUCUCUGUUAAAGGAGAGAUUUGAUUUUAUUCUGCAAAAUGAACAAAUCCGAACAUCGUACAUGCUCCGUGAGGCGCACAGGGAACGCCAGGAGAAGAUAGUAGCGUUGCAAUCGCAACUGGAGUGCAAGAAUAUGGCGGGCUUGAUGUACGUCAUGUGCUCGGAGAGAAGGCGAGGGAAGUUGGAGAAACUCAGGAUCAUUGAAGAAUACACCGGCUACAUUCGCGAAUUACAAUCGAUACUGACGGAUGGACAGCAGUUGAUCCUCAACCUAUCACGAGGGUACAAAACAGCUACCAGGGUCGACCACGAGUGGCGGGAGAAGAUGAAGAAGAUUAUCAAAGAAUUCCAAGCCUACGUCGUGAACUACAACGGAGGAACCGCGGAGACGAACCAAUACAUUUUCGACCUGCCUGGCCUGCUCAAGACCGAAGCCCCAUUGCAGGACAACCCUAAGGAAGACCCGUGUGAAGCUGAGGAGGAAGAGGCGCCGUUUGUGGAUGAAGAGGUCCCCUGGUGGGAACAGCUGCAGAGCGAAUGUCGGCCGUUCAUCAUGUUCGGAGACCUGGCUGAAUUCACUCCUCCCCAGCGGAGGGAGACCCUCAAAGCUGUGAAGGCCCCCAAGACUGCGCCCAAGAAGUGGAAGCAUUAUAUGUUCAACGAGAUGUAUCUCCGGUCUGACUGCUCCAACCUGGACGCGAUCAAAGACGAGCAGCCCCUCCGCUUCCCCCUGCAGAACUACUGGGAGUGCGCUGCUGUGCAGGCCCUCGACAGAAACGAGUCUGCGGUCAGAUCUAAGUAUAACUUUUCGACCCACCGAUUGACAAGUGUGGACGCGCGGGGAAACAUGGGAUCCAUACUCAAGAUCAUGACUUCGGGCCCCCAUACUUCGGAGCCAGUGACUAAAGCUAAUUUGCUUGGUGCCAGGGACUCCAUGGAAAUAACAUCCACGACCAGACUUAAAGAGAAAAUUGGGAAAUCAAACCCGAGUAUAGAUAAAGUCGGUCUAGGACAACGAAAGUAUGAUGGCGUCGACAAAGGGUUGAAAUCUGAAGUGCUGAGGAAAAAAUCGGAGUGCCAAGAAACGAUGGCUAAAAUCCCGAAAGCUCCCGAAAGCAAAGCGGAAGAUGACGAUGACGACUCCGGCUCACAUUCACUGCUGGGAAGUGUCAACGACAGUCUGCACGUAAUGGCGACGCACAAACCUGACCAAGACCACAAGAUCCACUAUGAGAAGGUGUGCCCUAUGGACAAAUGCAAACGGAUGCAAAUGGAUUCGUUCACGAGUUCAUUGCCCCCGUACAUGCGCGCCAAUCCCUUCAUGCACUUCGAGCAGACCUUCGAGGACUACGAGACUUGUACUCCAGAUCAACUGGUGAUGCUAAAACAACGUAUGGAGCUGAAGAAGAAGAAGCACAAAAGCCAGGCGGCGAUGGUGGUGGAAGAGCCGUCCAUAUUGGAGGAAUGGGGCCCGGAGAUCGAGGGCGUCAGCUGCCAGACCUCGGAGAUCAAGUUGUUCCUACCGCCGUGCACGUGCGAGCUACCCAUGUCUUCAGACACCACUUUAUCUGGCGGAGGCGUAUUUAGAAUCGAAGACCUUCUCCCCAUCAAGAAGGCUUUAGACGACAUCCAGCAGAAAUGUUUCUUCGAUGAUGAGAUCGAGUUCAAUCGAUUUGCAGUUGUUGGACAUGACAGUGAUGCGUCAAUACCAGCUACACAGGAGGCUUUUGAUAAGAAGCGGGUAACGGAGAUUCACAGAAUUUUGAAGAAACACCCCAGCCUUUGCGACCUAUUCCAAGCGAACACAAGCUAAACAACAAUUCAACUUUUUGUAAACUUUAUUUUUAAAUCAAACGUAACAAACUAAAACCUAUUAAAAAUAUUGAAUAUUA